UUGAUCCCUGCCGCCAUCAUCCAGGCGCGCGUCUAUCUGCAAAAUCUCCGGUCUCCACUCUGACCUUUCUCCCUCUUGUCUAAGCCACCAUGACAAUGACAUCUCCGGCUCAGACGUGCAGUUCUGGAAUCGUAUCGACAACCCCUUCCGUCGCCUCUGCAUCGUCAAGUCACUCGGAAAGUUCCUCCACGUCUAUCUGCACCUUGCGCUCGCGCUUCUGCCCCGAUGCAAAAGUGGUGUCGCGUCUCGAGAGAACGGCCCACGAGAUCGGAGGCAUAGUGACCAGGCUCAUCCCUGACGACGCGCUCCCCGAACCGCUUAAGGAUUCCUUCCUCUCUCUUUUCGACGUCCUCUAUAGCGCAAAUGAUCGCAAAUGGCUCAAGUACCCAGCCCCAUCUCUCCGCGUCCAUGCCGCCGCCCAAGCGCAGGAGACCGUGCAGCUUUUGAAUACCAUUGUCUACCGCUGCUCCCUGCGAUUCCCCAAUCAGCGACCGCCUCAUUCAUGCCGUCAGUGGAUUGUGACCGAGAGCUCCAGGACGCUGCCGGAUGGGGACAGCACGCAGUUCGUCGGGAUUGCGCUCGUGGAGAGCGAUCGCGUCUCAAAGGUGUCGCACUGGGCCGACGUUGUCUGCGAUGUGCAGAUCGCCGCGGAUGCGGAGUCGAUGCCUCAAGCGCUACGGCGACUGCACAGCGGUGCCGCAAGCGUGUUUGCCGCACAGGCGACUCGCAUGUAUCACGUCGGUAUUGCUCUCGCGGGCGAUUCAUUCCAGCUCGCGUACUACGACCGCUCUGGAUGCGUUCUUUGCGGCGUAUUCAACGUCCACACGCAACCAGGGCCUUUCCUCCGCGCCGUUAUGGGCCUCUCCCUGCUCGACGAUUCUUACGUUGGAAAGGACACCUCGAUCAUCCUACGAGAUGGUCGGCGCUAUGUGGCCGUCGGUGGCGUGGAGUACGAGAUUGUGGAGCUCCUUUCCUUCAUCAGCGACAUUCUCAGCAAGGGGACAAUCUGUUGGCGUUGUCGUCGGCCCGAUACAAGCGAGCAGUUCGUCAUCAAGAACAGAUGGGCAGCUCUGAGCCCGAGCUACCGCCCGAGCGAAGGCGACUAUCUCAGGAAGGCCGCCGGGAUAGACGGAGUGGUUAGUCUGGUCUGCGAGGAGGCAGUCUUGCGCCGCGAUGGACUUCCGCAGAAUACGCUUUGGCUGCGAGACGUCCUGCAGGGCCCGCAGCUUCGGAGAGUCUUUGAGGACCAACCGAAGAUGGAGCUGCGCCGCUUUGUGUUGCAGCCGUGUGGACGGCCUCUGCAGGAUUUUGAAUCCAAGGAUGAACUUCUCGGCGGCUUCGCCGAUUCUAUCGUAGCUCAUGAGCGGCUGUACGAGGCAAGGGGUAUCCUGCACUGCGAUAUCAGCGACAACAACGUGAUGCUUCGUGAUCGCGGUGCUCCUCCUGGCCACCGCGGACUCCUCGUUGACUUGGACGCCGCUGCCUUCGUCCAAUACGACAGCAAAUCCGAGACGAACCUCGCUCCUAUCUCUCAUGACGUGGGAACACUGCCGUUCAUGGCGUGCGAACUAUUGCUGCCCCACAGCGCGGCGCCGCACGCGCCGUGGCACGACCUCGAGUCCUUCCUCUACGUUCUCAUGUCCAUCUGCGCUACCUGCUCGGGCCCCUCCAACACGCCCCGGCCCGACUUCGACAUCGAGGAAUCUCCCAUGGGUCCCUGGUACACCGGCGACAUCUGCCGCAAGGAGCAGGUCAUGUGCGAGUACGACGACAAAGAGUUUCGCGCAUUCCUCGACGAGCUCUUCGACCCGUACUUCGACGACCUGAAGGAGCUCGUCGUCGAUCUGCGCAGCAUCCUCACGCGCAUGCCGGGCCUGCAGCCGUGCCACGGCCUCAUCUUGGAUAUCUUCGACCGGCAUAUGAAGGAGAGGGAGGAUGCGCGCGCGGAUUCGGCGGCUGGCUCGCAGAGGGACGAGAGCCCUCCCGCGGGGUCUCCGACGGGCAGCAAGCGGAAGCUUAGCUCGCGAGACGAGCAACCGCCACCGGCAUCGCCGCGUGAUCGCGAGGGCGACGAUGCGUCCGAGACGAGCUCUCUAUCCUCAUCAACGUCGUCAUCGCGGUCGAGUCACGAUUCGUCGCAUGCGAGCGACGACACGGCACUCACUCAGGUGAGCUCUAAGGAAGGGUUGGAGAGGGCGAGGGCGGACGGCUCCGAAGAGGGCGUAGAAGAACAUAAGGCUGAGGUGGCCGCGCGGCAGGUGACGCCCCCCUUGAAGCGGCGGCGAGUGUAGUGUUUACGUAGCAUAUAUUCUAUGUCUUACUUUCAUGAUCCUUCUGAAGCAUUGUGUCCUAAAAAUUUAUCCUCUGACCGCGCGGUUC
This is a messenger RNA of Schizophyllum commune H4-8, 2379 nucleotides long. RefSeq lists its product as uncharacterized. The record is from RefSeq and is a predicted model, not a curated record. Lineage: Eukaryota; Fungi; Basidiomycota; Agaricomycetes; Agaricales; Schizophyllaceae. The coding region runs from base 90 to 2291 and encodes 733 amino acids. Gene Ontology annotation, molecular function: protein kinase activity; ATP binding. Gene Ontology annotation, biological process: protein phosphorylation. The transcript is spliced from 4 exons.